AUGAGAUGGGGGUUUCGCCUUGCCCUCUGCAUCUUGCUAGUGCUCUUGGUGCCCUUGUAUCUUAUCAAGGCCCAUCUGCAGGAUCUAUGUGACCAGUAUCGCGCCGGCGCAUACCUGGUCAAUUGGCUUCACAUCAACUCCCCCGAAUACGAAGACGUGCCGCCUGAACAUGUUCCGUCGAGUGACAAGGUCAUCGUAAUGGCGAAGUUGGAAGAGGAGCCGACGGAGUGGGUGGAGGCAGAACUUCCAGACUGGAAACGCGCGAUUUACGUUGUCAACCCGUCGCGUGCAACCGCCGCCAAUGAGCACAAGCUCAAGACGCCCCUAAAUAAAGGCCAUGAGGCCAUGGCCUAUCUCAGCUACUUGAUCGAUUAUUACGACCGUCUCCCUUCGAUCAUUGCAUUCCUUCAUGCCCACCGCGGAGGAUUUUUCAUGGCCUGGCACGUAGAUGCGCCUUUACAUGACAAUGUAGUGGCCAUGCGAUCGUUGCAGCUCGACUUCGUCCGGCAAAACGGAUACGUCAACCUCCGGUGCAAUUGGAAUCCUGGAUGCAAGGCAGCGCAUCGCAUCAACCGGCAUGUCACCGACACCGUGUGGCAAGAAGUAUUCGAAGGCACAAGCACGCCGCCCUUAAACGCCACGAUAUCGGCAGGCCUGGCCGAGAACGGAGCGAUGGAUGCGGCGCGAAGCCAAAGGUACCUGCCCAAGCCCAAGGAAAUCGGGGCCGCCUGUUGUGCGCAGUUCGCCGUGUCGCGAGAGCAGGUGCUUCAACGACCACGAGAGGACUAUGUCAAGUUCCGACAAUGGAUUAUAGACACGGACCGAGACGAUGCCAGCAGCGGGCGAAUUAUGGAAUUUCUGUGGCACGUCAUCUUCGGCAAAGAAUCUGUAUAG
Messenger RNA from Aspergillus affinis, 894 nucleotides. Its product is annotated as DUF3431 domain-containing protein. The record is from RefSeq and is a predicted model, not a curated record. The coding region runs from base 1 to 894 and encodes 297 amino acids. Lineage: Eukaryota; Fungi; Ascomycota; Eurotiomycetes; Eurotiales; Aspergillaceae. The transcript is spliced from 2 exons.